Messenger RNA from Ipomoea nil (Japanese morning glory), 1545 nucleotides. Its product is annotated as hydroquinone glucosyltransferase-like. Gene Ontology annotation, molecular function: UDP-glycosyltransferase activity. The coding region runs from base 39 to 1463 and encodes 474 amino acids. The transcript has a single exon. NCBI's taxonomy places the organism in Eukaryota, Viridiplantae, Streptophyta, Magnoliopsida, Solanales, Convolvulaceae. The record is from RefSeq and is a predicted model, not a curated record.
UACAUGUUGGGCUAUAAGCUACUUGGUGGUUUGCAGCAAUGGAAAUGGAAGAAUUUGGAGGAAUGACACACAUUGCCAUGUUACCAAGUCCUGGAAUGGGUCACUUAAUCCCAUUUGCGGAGCUAGCUGAGCGACUCAUCCGCCGCCACAACCUCGCCGUCACUCUUAUCGUUCCGACGGACCGCCCCCUUUCCGCUCCGCAAGAGGCUUUCCUUGGGGCGCUUCCGGCAGGGGUCGACUACCUCGUACUUCCUCCGGUCAACUUGGAGGACUUGGCGGCCGAUACUAAGCCCGAAAUCCGUAUCUGUCUCACCGUGACACGCUGUCUUCCCGCUCUUCGCGGGGUGUUUGAGGAGUUGGUGGCGUCGGAAACAAGGCCGCCGCCGGUUGCUUUGGUGGUUGAUUUGUUCAGCACCGAUGCGUUUCAAGUGGCUGAUGAAUUUGGGGUUUCCCCCUACAUCUUCUUCCCUGCGUCCGCCAUGGUUUUGUCAUUUGCCACUAUCUUACCGGAGCUUGAUUUGGCAGUGUCGUGUGAGUACAGAGACAUGCCGGAACCGGUUCAAAUUCCGGGGUUUUCCGUUCCGGUACACGGAAAGGAUUUUCUUGAUCCCGUCCAGGACCGUCAGGACGACGCCUACAGAUGGAUUGUUUACCAUAAUAAAAGGAUUGGGUUGGCAAAAGGUUUGAUCUUGAAUAGCUUCAAGGAACUGGAACAAGGACCCAUUGAAGCCUUGCAGCGACCUGGAAACCCUCCGGUAUAUCCGAUCGGACCGCUUGUUCAGAUGGAUUCAGAUUCCUCCGGGGAGUGCCUGAAAUGGUUGGAUGCGCAGCCGCCGGGCUCCGUUCUGUUCAUCUGCUUCGGAAGCGGCGGAUGUCUUUCUCAUCACCAGCUAACUGAGCUUGCAUUGGGGUUGGAAAUGAGCCAGCAAAGAUUUCUAUGGGUGAUCAGAAGUCCAAGCGACACCGCCGCCGCCGCUUUCUUCAGCGCCCAGAAUCCCGGCGACCCUCUAACCUUUCUACCACAAGGGUUCCUGGAGAGAACCAAGAAUCUUGGUCUAGUGGUGCCCAACUGGGCACCACAAUCCCAAAUCCUCAACCACCGCUCCACCGCCGGUUUCUUGACACAUUGUGGGUGGAAUUCGACUCUGGAAAGUGUAGUCCGUGGCGUACCAUUGAUUGCCUGGCCGCUGUACGCAGAGCAGAAGAUGAAUGCCGUAGCGCUAACUGAGGAUAUAAAGGUGGCACUGAGGCCAAUGGGCGGUGAAAAUGGGGUAGUUGGGAGAGAAGAAAUCGCACAAGUUGUGAAGAGUUUAAUGGAGGGUGAAGAAGGGAAGACGGUGAGACAGAGAAUGAGAGAGCUAAUGGAUGCAGCUGCCACGGCUCUCAGUGAAGAUGGGUCUUCCACUAAAGCACUUUCUGAAUUGGCCUCCAUUUGGAAGAAGAAGAUGGUAAUUCCUCCAUAAUUGGUCCAAUUAUAUAUAUUUACCGCUGAAAAUUAAAUAAGUUGUAUCUGGGGUUUGAUUUAAUGGAAGAUUCGUUUGGUUA